GGUCUUAUCUGUGAUUCUGGAUUCGCUGGGACUUUAAAUUUCCUAAAUGUUUUCCGGGACAAGAUUAAAAUCACAAAAAUGCAUAACAACAAGUGUCCAUUCCCAUGUUUCAUUUGUAAGGUUCCGUAGCAGCUAUCAACACUAGUCGAUGUUCCGAGAUCUGUAAAGCCGAUUGUUCACGUGGACCUAGGAACGUGUGCUGUAGGAAUUUCACCGGAUCUAACGAAACUAGGAGUGAACGGUGAUAUAGGUGGCGCCACCACCAAUGUCCUGAGUAAAACAUUCCCGGAUUAAGUCGUGUUUCUUAUUGCUCUCAUUGUGCAUAUAUGAUUAUUUCUUUGUUGAAAAGAAAAGACAUACAGUUAACAUAUACAUUUUGUUGAUUUCACACUUCACAAUAUAUUGCUAAGACGUAGUACUAGGGUAUGGUUGUUCGCACUCGGACUUAACCGUCAGUAUAUGUAUCAGUGACUUUUAAAGUUGUAUUGGAGUUCGAGUUUCAAACCUGUGCGAUUUAAUUUCAGAUUAACCGGAAAUGUCCGACUCGAGUGAAGCAAGUAAAGACGUCAUCAGGGCAAAAUGGUACGACGUGAACCGGAAGUUACUUCCCGUAAAGAUGUUUUACUUCUUCACACUUGCAGGUAUGGGCUGUCUGUACCCCUUUGUGACCCUCUACAUGAAGCAUGUCGGACUCACCUCACGGGAAGUCGGUAUUAUAUACGGAAUGAUGCCGUUCAUUGGUUAUUUAGUUAGACCAAUUAUUGGCAAUCUUGCUGACAGAAUCCAGAAACAUAAACUGAUAUUGAUCACGUGUUGUUUGCUGAAUGGCGUCUUCCAUCUUCUGUUGCUACUCGUACCGGAAAAGGGAAUUUAUAAACAUUCCGUAAAAAUGAAAACCAUAAUUCAUUGUAAUCAAUUUAAUUCAUACAUUCAUGAUUGUAUUCCUAAGCAUUUUGAAAAUGACGUCCAUUGUCCAACAUUGUUUACGAAUUACGUUCAGAUUGAUUUUAAGAAAUAUCGGACAGCAAAAUUGACGUCACUUGAUGGCAAAAUGGAUACGGGAAAUUUUUGGCCUUCGUUUUCAUGGAUGGAAAGUCACGGCAUCAAGUGUUCCUUAGAUUGUAAAACUGGAAGUGGGAAUUCAAAACCGGAAGUUGGAUUUUGUGGGUCUCCUGGAAACAAGCAACAACAACAACGAUGCAAGGAUUAUGUGCUGAAUUUAAAUCAUAAUGACAAUUUAGGCAUAUCCUUAUCACAGAUAUAUCUGUCGUUAAGAAAAGAUACUUCCGGCGAAGUUAUCAUAGAAAAGGAUACAAAUUGUGCCAACUUCCUCCUGAGUAACCUGACGUACAACAGUGACAGUUACUUCAACAUGAACUGUGCUGUAGAUAUGGAACUUUCGUGUAACGUCACGUGUACGGACGUGACCAAUCAGCCCUGUCUUCACAUGGAGAAAAUUGACACGGGAGAAAUGACCUUGACCUUCUGGCUUUUCCUUCUUCUCUUUUUCCUUGGUAACGUGUCAGAGGCGCCGAUAUUAGGACUCGGGGACGCAAUAACUCAAAACAUUCUUGGUGGUGAAAAACGUAAUUUGUGGGGUAAACAAAAAUUAUGGGGUACACUAGGAUUCGCUGUUUUUGCUGUUACUUCUGCCAUUUUGGUUGAUCUGUUGAGCACCGAUACAAGCACCAACUACAAUUUCUCAUUUUAUAUUUUCGUAUUUCUGCUUACAGUAGCAGCGGCUGUGUCAUGUCUUCUCCCAAUAGACCGAAAUAUUCUGUGUAUAAAUUUCUCUCGGAAUUUAAGUGUAUUCCUGGAUCAUCCGAACAUAGUUAUGUUUCUACUUGCACUGACUUGUCUUGGGUUUAUGCUUGGCGCGUGCGAAACAUUUUUGUUUUGGUAUUUACAAGAUCACCUUGGAAACACGCUGCUUAUUGUUCCCGGGGCGACACUUCUCAUCAGCUGUAUGGUUGAAACCGUCUUUUUAUUCGCAUCUGGUCCUAUUAUUCUUAAACUGGGCCAUCUUAACUGUAUAUAUCUUGGAUUUGUGUCGUUUGGGAUACGAUUUCUAUGCUACUCUUUCCUUACCAACGCCUGGCAGAUUCUGGCUGUGGAAAUACUGUACGGACUCAACAUGGGCCUCGUUCUGGCUGCAGCCACCUCCUACAGUAGUAUAUUGGCACCCCCAGGGACGGCCCCGACACUUCAGGCAGUAAUACGUGGCUGCCACUUUGGAUGUGGCAAGGGACUUGGUAGUGUGCUGACCGGUCUGUUGUACCCGGAUCACGUCCUGGGGAUGGUGUGGACGUUCAGACUAUACGGCGUGCUGUCCUUUUCCUGUCUAUUCCUCUACCUGACUUUCAACAAAGUGUGGCUGGAGAGAAGAAAGCGGCUCCAGAAAGGCAAAAACAAUGAAAACGUGACGUCACCUACAAAUGUUAAUAAGAGUUUAUUGGAAAAUUCUGUGAACAGCCAAUCAGAAGAAGGAAUUAAAAGUUUAAUGUUAACUUCAGUCACCAACCAUACCGAUGAGAACAGAAGAACACGUGAUUUUCCUUGGCAAUCCGAUGAUGACAAUUUUGCAAAUAUAACAUCGGAGAACGACAAUUCUCAACGAUUAUAGCACACUGGCAUUUUACAGACGUUUUUUUGUCAUACAGUGCACCGUAUUUGAAAUGUUCUCCACAUUUUACAUGAACACCGGUUACGUUUGUCAUUUUUUCGUGUAUUUUCUUACAAACUAACUUGUUUAUGAAUAUUUGUCCUUCAUUUCAAACUAAAUUUAUUGAACAAUCAUUUUGUUUUUGAUGUCAUCACAUUCUGUAAAUUGUUUUAUACGAAAUCAAUAUUUUCAAU
Molecule: messenger RNA, 2856 nt
Organism: Mizuhopecten yessoensis (Yesso scallop)
Lineage: Eukaryota; Metazoa; Mollusca; Bivalvia; Pectinida; Pectinidae
Product: major facilitator superfamily domain-containing protein 6-like protein A
Exons: 4
Coding region: 536-2623 (695 amino acids)
Cellular component (GO): membrane
Source: RefSeq, a predicted model, not a curated record